AGGAAGGCAAGGUGGAUGAGGGGGUCCAGGGGGAGUUUGUAGGGACUAGAAGGCAGUGGGUGGCUGAGGAGGUGACAGUGAAGGUGGAAAAGCCCUUAGACAGAGGGGUGCUGGUGCUGGGGACAAGAGCUAUGUCCCCAAAGAAAGGUGACCUGGCCCUGGCCUACCCAGUGCUGAGUGAGCCCAGGGGCGCCGCUGGGGGGGCCGGGCCCAUGUGCUGCUAUCCCAUAGGAGGGGGCAGCUGUGGCUGCUGAAUGUGCAGGUCCCGGGUGGCUAUUCCUGGCAGUCCCGCCUGUGCAGGCAGAUUGGUUUGCAGGGAGGUGACAAGUGCCAGCCAAAGCCUAUAAAAGUCACCCAUACCCUGUUCUGGCUCAGUGACCUAGUUACCCCCUCCCAGCAAAGCUGUCCCGCAGCAGGGACAAUCAGUCCAGAGUGAAGACGCCUGGUCCUGAGCCAGGACCCCAGCCUCGGAGUCCAGACCCCAGAUCCAGAGGAGAGAUCUUUUGUCUGGAGCAGCAACCCCAAAACAGAGCAGAGACCCCGGAGCAGAGACCCCAGGACCUUCCCUUGCCUAGCCCCUAGGCUUUGCAGCCAUGACCGGCAAAACUGCGCCUCCAGCCAAAAAACCGGCUCCGGCAGCGGCCAAGAAAAAGGCAGUGCCAGCCCCAAAAGAAGAAACAUCCCCGAAGGAAGAAGCAGCCCCAAAGGAAGAAGCAGCCCCAGCUACAGCCUCAGCUACUGAAGAGCCCCCAGCCCCUGAGCAUCCCCUGGAGCAGCCCCCAGUCCCCACAGAUGAACCUGCUCCCACCCCCAUGGAAGCUGGAACAGAAGCCACUCCAGUGCCUGCAGAAGGUUCCCCAACUCCCCCAGCUGAACCAGCAGCCCCAGCCCCUGAACCUGAACCGGAGAAACCAAAGGAAGAGCCGCCCAGCUGCCCCUUGUCCUUGGCCGUGGAAGAAGUGACUGAAAACUCAUUCACACUGACCUGGAAAGCCCCAGAGCAGAUGGGCCGGGCAGGCCUGGAUGGAUAUGUGGUGGAGAUCUGCAAAGAUGGAAGUUCAGACUGGAAAGCUGUGAACCAGGAGCCCUUUCUUUCCACCCGCUACACCGUCUCAAACCUCAGCUCUGGGGACAAGAUCCAUGUGCGGGUGACGGCUGUCAGUGCCAGCGGAGCCAGCGUCCCAGCCACUCUGGAGCAGCCAGUGCUCAUCAGGGAGAUCCUCCAGCUCCCGAAGAUCCGCAUGCCUCGGCACUUGCGGGAGACUUACAUCAGGCGUGUGGGGGAUGCUGUGAACAUCAUGAUUCCCUUUCAGGGAAAGCCGCAGCCCGAGGUGAGCUGGACCAAGGGAGGGCAGCCCCUGGACACCAACCGCAUCAACAUCCGAAACACAGCUCGGGACACCAUCUUCUACAUCCGCCAGGCCCAGCGCGGCGACUCGGGCAAGUACGAGCUCACCGUGCAGAUCAAUGGAGCCGAGGACAAGGCUACCCUGGACAUCCAGGUGGUUGAGCCACCCGGCCCUCCCCAGAACCUGAAGCUGGUGGAUGUGUGGGGCUUUAAUGUGGCCCUGGAGUGGACCCCCCCUGCGGACAAUGGGAACUCUGAGAUCAAGGGCUACAGGGUGCAGAAGUCAGACAAGAAGAGUGGGAAAUGGUUCACGGUGCUGGAGCGCUGCACCCGCACCAGCUGCACCAUCUCCGACCUCAUAAUUGGCAACACCUAUUCCUUCCGAGUGUUCUCUGAGAACAUCUGCGGGCUCAGUGACAGUGCUGCCGUGGCCUCUGGGGUGGCCUACAUCGAGAAGACAAAAACCACUUACCAGCCAGAGAAGAUCCCCCAGCGGGACAUGAUGGAACCUCCAAAGUUCACGCAGCCCCUGACAGACCGAACGACCACACGGGGCUACAGCACUCACCUCUUCUGCUCUGUCCGCGGCUUCCCCCAGCCCAAAAUCAUCUGGUUGAAAAAUCAGAUGGAGAUCCGGGAAGAUCCCAAAUACAUAGCACUGAUUGAUCAGGGUGUGUGCUCCCUGGAAAUUCGCAAGCCUGGCCCUUUCGAUGGGGGUGUCUACACCUGCAAGGCGGUGAAUCCCCUGGGGGAAGCCUCAGUAGACUGCAGACUGGAUGUGAAAGGUGAGAUUGGCUGAGGGGAAGGAGGAGCAGGAGCCCUUGUCUGCCUUUUCCAGGUCUCACUUUCCCAGUCCUGUGGUUUGUCCCUGUUUUUGUUGAUCCUGGUUGUGAGGGAGUCUGAGGACACUGGGCAGUCCUGUGGAGCUGCACUUUUGGGCUUCUUGGGUUUAUGGUCUUGAAGCAGCUUGAAAUCACCAUUCCUUAUUUAUGGAGAAAAAAUGGGGAGGAAACAGAAAUGGCAGAGCCAGAGGAGCUGCUGGAGGCCUGGCCCAGCACUGGCUGUCCCCGCUCUUGUCCCAAGUGUGGGGGGAGUGUGUGAACUUCCUCCCCUACACCUGGGCUGCUCUGAUUUAUGUUUUGGGAUCCUGCCCACACUUCCCACUCCCAUUUCCCUCAGCAGAGCAUCCAGAACAGACUUGCCUCGUAUUGCUCCCCACAGCCCCUCCUUGGCCCAUGGGAGGAUCAAUGCCCGCGCACUGUCUGCGUGUUCCUGUGCUGGCCACGAGUCCUUAAACACUUCUUUUUCCCUUUCUGUGUCUUCUGAGCACACUCUUGCCCCCAGACAUAUGCUGCUCCACUUCCCAUGCAGGCAGGGUUCCAAUCUGGCAACGCAGCACCCCAGGCCCUGUGGAAGCUCCAGGGCUGUUUGUGUGGCACAGGGUGUUGGCACAGGGUCAGUGCUCAGCUCUGUGGGAGCUGCUGCUGGACCCUGCAGGAGUGCUGACCCAGAUGGCCCUGGUCCUGUGGCCCCACGGCCCCUCAGUGCAGCUCUGCAGGGGCUCUGUGGAGUCACAGAUCAAUGGUCUGAGUGGGAACGGACCUUAAAGCUCACCCAUUCCUACCCCCUACCAUGGGCAGGGACACCUUCCACCAUCCCAGGUUGCUCCAAGCACCAUCCAACCUGGCCUUGGACACUGCCAGGGAUGGAGCAGCCACAACUUCUCUGAGGCCCCUCUGAGGGCCUCAUCACCCUCACAGGAAAGAAUUCCUUCCCUAUAUCCCAUCUAACUCUGCCCUCUGGCAGUGGGAAGCCAUUCCCCUUGUCUUGUCACUCCAGACCCUUGUCCAAGGCGCUCUCCUGGAGCCCCUUUAGGCACUGGCAGGGCCUCUAAGAUCUCCCCCAGAGCCUUCACUUCUCUAGGCUGGACACCCCCAGUUCUCCCAGCCUGGCUCCAGAGCAGAUGUGCUCCAGGCCUCCUCUGGACUUGCUCCAGCAGCUCCACGUCCUUCCUGUGCUGGAACCCCAGGGCUGGAGGCAGCUCUGCAGGUGGGGUCUCAACUUAGUGGGGCACAGGGGCAGAAUCUCCCCCUUCCCCUACUGCCCACACUGGGGGAUCAGCCCAGUUGGCCGAGUAGGAUGAGCUGAGCAUGUACUGGGGACACAGAGCACCUGGCAGUCACCCAGGCUGGGGUCUCAGGGGACACUGUCCAGGAACAUGCAGUGACGGUGGUGUGUGGGAUUGCUUGGAGCAGGCGUGUGCAGGGCUGGGGUGUGCAGGGUUAGGAUGUGCAGGUGCACAUUGGGGUGAGCACACAGGCACU
Messenger RNA from Prinia subflava (tawny-flanked prinia), 3672 nucleotides. RefSeq names its product myosin binding protein H (gene MYBPH). Gene Ontology annotation, molecular function: protein binding. The transcript is spliced from 9 exons. Bases 594 to 2147 code for a protein of 517 amino acids. The record is from RefSeq and is a predicted model, not a curated record. Lineage: Eukaryota; Metazoa; Chordata; Aves; Passeriformes; Cisticolidae.